UGAGGGCUAAAAUCAAUGAAAACCGAGUCAUUAUUGGUGCAAAUGUGUUUACAUAUCAUUAAGUACGCGACAAGAUACGGGCGAGAUAGCCGUAUUUUCAAAACACGUUUGACAAGUGAAGUACGGUUGACUGGUUCUGUUCUAAAAAAAGAUCACUUUUGCUAGCUGUUUUUAAUUUUAUGUGUAGCCUAACCGCAUAGUUAAUAUUUAUAAGAAUCUCUUGAUUUGAGAUAAGACCGCAAGCAAAGAUUUUGCGGCGAGAGUGGGACCUCUCUGCCUUUUUCACGAAGGCUGGAGUUAUUUUCAACUUGCGGUUUUCGAAAACAGUGUUCACCUUUGUAGUUAUUACAAGAGGAACAAGGGGUAGAUUUUGAACUUGAAAGAUUUACACGAGAUUUCAAAUGACAAUCCAAUCAGAUCGGCCGGAUUUUAAAGCAGUCGCAGAUGUUUUAAGAUCAAGGUUUUACUGAUUCUGGUCACACCACAGAUCAACUGAAUUUACCAUGGUGGAAAGCAUUUUUGGAGGGAAAACUUCCUACGCACUAGAUUGCCACGAAAGGAAUGUUUUUCAGCCGCGACUAGCGGAAAGACGGCUUUCCAUACAAUCGACACAUUUGAACACCAUCUCCGAAACUGGCGACGAUUGUCCGCCGUCCAACUACGCGGCUAGCAUUGAAGAAAACACAGCAAAUGACGCGCCAACCUUUUACCGUCGACCUAGGACAAUGUCCUUACCAGCGAUCUACAGGGACGGCUCGUAUUUAAGAAUUAAGAGCUGCUCGAAUACAUUGAGCCCUUGUAAGCGCAGAUAUUCGGAGCCAAGUGGUAUCGCGACGCAACAUAUUAUUCAUCGCUUAUCACUGCGUUCGAGUGACAGCAGUGAAAGUGAAAAUGGCUUUUGCAAAAGACCUUCGAUUAACAGCUUGGAGGCAAGGUGUUUAGUCCACGAGAGCAGUCUUGCGGAUGUAAUAGCGCUUCGACGUCACUCUGAUCCGAUGUGUUACACGAGAGAAAACGUGGAUCGAUUAGGAGUUUCAAGAGAACGACGGGGUAAGUCGACAGGUAAGGACUCAAUCACAUGCCUCAAAGUGAAAAACUUAUCAGACAGUGUCAAAUCCAAAACGAGAAUUGAUAAUGAACAGACUGGCCAACAUGUGAGACGGCGAAAGUCUUCGCUCGUCCCUGUACCUUUACACUCGGCGCAACAAAAGACAAAAGAGGCUCAAUGUAAGACAUCAAACGGCCGUCCUUUAUCCUUCCCUCCCAGCAAAAGAAGCUACAAUAGACAAAGUAGUCUACCAGAGUUAAAAGCAACCGCAUAUUUAAACAAACAGCGUAAAGCUGCAAAGGGAAGCGACAGUACUGCUGCCAACGCCGAUGAAUAUCUUGUAAACGAAGAACUAUUAGAACUGGACUCUGACGAAUCAAAGGAUGACAAAUAUACCGCAAAUGCAGACAUCUUGGUCCAAUGGAUGAAAUUUUUCGGCUGAUCGUUUGAAAUGCUCUACACGCAGGGCCGUGAAACAAAACUAUUAUUAAAACUAACAGAUGACAAUAAAUGGUUUUUUACUUUCUCUUUUUUAACCGUUCAUUCAGAUCAAAAUCCACUGAAGACGAUGUAUUGUUUGUUUUCAAAUAAUAAUUAGAACUGAGAAAAGUAUUUCCGACCUACUCAUUGUUUUGUUUGCCUAAGAAAUUUGAACGUUAUCUGAGUGGCCUUUUGGAAGCAAGAGAUCGGAAGUUGUCUUAAUUAUGCUUUGGUGCUAACGACCGAAGGACAAGAAGAAGGAGAAGAACCGAAUUGUUAAAUUAUUACUAAUCGCUGAUGCAAAUUCAAGAGAGCAAUUUUACGACGCCCGGCAGAAAUCUUUCUUUGUUUAACAAGAACUGAAAGAGCUCAGAAGAAUUGCUUCCUUACCGCUUUCUUAUCGCAUUAUAAACCACAAACAACUUCAAAACGUUCACCAAAUACGCUGACUCAUCAACCUCCAAACUCCAUCAUUUUCAAUCUUUAUACCAAGCUAUGGACGCAAAUUUCAAAGGAGUUUUAACAUCAUGAAUUCAGUAGAGACAAAUGAAUGGAAAGGGUCGAAAGCAUUUACUGAUACGCCGUAUCACUUAAGUUUUCAGAAACGCGAAGCUGCGAAGACACCUUCAAAUGCUGCUAUAAAUCAUGCAAAUUUGACCGAAAAAGGUUAAAGGCAGAAUAUUUAUAACACCUUACGAGAAUAUCUUGAAGAGAAACAGCUGCCAGAAAAAAAAAAUUAAAUACAGGAAAAUUUACAUUCUAGAAGAAAAUAAAGUUAUCACAAACAUAAAGGGCACAUUUCGAUAUUAUUUUCAUUUUCUAUGUCGGAAACCGUGUUACGAGUUUCUUUUAAGAUGCUUUUAAAACAUUAUUCCACAGUUUGAAUUAAAUAGGAUCUUUAUCGCUGCUGCCACUGACGUUUUUUGCAUACAAAAAGAUGACUUUCAAUUAUUAAGUUUUAGAUAACCAUCGAUUUGGGGCAAAUUAGCGAUUGGCUGUCAAAACGAAAUUAUGUUUAUAGUUACUAUUUGGCACGCAGUGCUAAAAAGCUGUAAAACCUUCCUUUCCCUGUUGGAAAUCGCACGAUCAAAACAAAGUAAUGAAAGCCCCAGCAGGCUUUAUUCAAUGUUCAACUCGUUAUUAGUAAAAAUAAAAAUUUGCCUUUGUAACAAGACAGAGACAUUCGCGCCUUUA
This is a messenger RNA of Stylophora pistillata, 2722 nucleotides long. RefSeq lists its product as uncharacterized. The record is from RefSeq and is a predicted model, not a curated record. Lineage: Eukaryota; Metazoa; Cnidaria; Anthozoa; Scleractinia; Pocilloporidae.